GACAUCACGAGGCAGCUGGCUCUCCGCUCAGUCAGCUCUCGGUACCGGCCAUGGGGAAGGUGCAGCUCUUCGAAAUCAGCCUGCGGGACAGCCGGGUGGUGUACAGCCCUGGGGAGGCGCUGUGCGGGACGGUCACCAUCAGGACCAGCGCUGUGCUGCACUAUAAAGCCAUCAAAGUCAACUGUGUUGGGUCAUGCGGUGUGUCAAACAAAGUCAACGAGACCUCAUGGAACAUAGAGGAGCAGUACUUCAGUGGAACAUUCUCAUUAGCAGACAAAGGUAAACUUCAACCAGGAGAACACACCUUCCCCUUCCAGUUUCUCUUACCAGCUUCAGCACCAACAUCCUUCGAAGGGCCGUUUGGUAAGGUGAUGCAUCAGGUGAAGGGAGUUAUUGAAACGCGGAAGCUGUCCAAAGAUUACAAGACCAGUAAACUCUUCUAUAUCCUGCGUCCCCUGGACCUGAACGAAAUUCCAGAUAUAGAUCAACUCAGUUGCGCUACUUCCACUAAGAAGUUUAACUACAAGCUAGUGAAAUCAGGCCAGCUGCUGCUCAGUGUGACCUCUGACCUGCGGGGCUAUAUAGUGGGCCAAGUUAUCAAAAUCCACACAGAGGUAGAAAAUAAAUCCGGUCGGGACACGGGGGCCAUCGUGGCAGCUCUUAUCCAGAAAGUUGCCUACAGAUCAAAGCGCUGCGUUUAUGACCUGCGGACAAUUGCAGAGGUUGAAGGGGCUCCAGUGAAGGCUUGGAAACACGCAGUAUGGGACGAGCAGAUCUUGGUUCCGGCUCUGCCGCAGUCCAUCCUACAGGGAUGCAGCCUCAUCCAGAUGGACUACUACCUCCAGGUGACCGUAAAAAGUCCAGAAGUGUCGGUAACAUUGCCUAUCUACAUCGGAAAUAUACCAGUCAGUCAAGCCCGCUUAGGACUGAGACAUUCUAUAUCACAGGUGCAAGCUCCUGUCGUCCCCUCAGCGCCCCCUGCUGAUGAUGACCAGUGUGGCAGCACCCAGCCAAUGGACAAUGUGUCUAUCCCCACCAAGUGCCACUCCCAGCAGCAAGCAAAUACCCCAUUCAGCUAUGCACCCGAGCUGAACUUUCCAAACCAACAGAUGGAAAAUCUGGGCUCACCCUCGCACCCGACUCUCUGCUUAUCCACGGGGUCCACAGUCCCUUAUUAUGCUGAGGGAGCAGUUGUUCCAGUGCCGACAGCCAGCACACUUAUCCUACCCCCUGAGUACAGCACAUGGGGUUAUCCUUAUGAUGCUCCGCCAUCCUAUGAACAGAGCUGCAGCGAGGCCGGAGUCAGUAACGAGAACUGAAAAGCACACUUUUUUUAGCUCCAGAUAAAAUACACUCCAGCUCCACUCAGAGGAUGAUUCAGCGGACACUUCCUGACACUGGUUUUUAUUCCGGGGACAAUGCCUCAUCGUGCAAUCUUAGUUUUAUUGAAAUAUCUCCAAGGAUAAACUGUGCUGACGCUGGACGUUACAAUCUGUGAUGCCUUAUGAAAAAGGAACAUUU
Nanorana parkeri is the source of this 1521-nucleotide messenger RNA. RefSeq names its product arrestin domain containing 1 (gene ARRDC1). Gene Ontology annotation, molecular function: ubiquitin protein ligase binding; ubiquitin-like ligase-substrate adaptor activity. Gene Ontology annotation, biological process: protein transport. The transcript has 8 exons. Bases 51 to 1319 code for a protein of 422 amino acids. The record is from RefSeq and is a predicted model, not a curated record. Lineage: Eukaryota; Metazoa; Chordata; Amphibia; Anura; Dicroglossidae. Gene Ontology annotation, cellular component: cytoplasm.